AUGAACAAGAAGGAUGAGUGCAUUGCUAUCACAAACGAGUUAUCACCAUAUCAAGACCUAUGCGGGUUUUUAUCUACGGAACGGGCCGUGAGGUCCUUAUAUAAAACCCUUGUGACUCGUAGUUGUGGUACGUGGUGGUCUGCUGCGUUAACAAGUCUAGCUAAUGAGGCUCUGACGAAGGCGAUAACGCCGAAACGAAACCAAUUAAAAACUUAUGUGAUUUCACGAAGUCAAUGCUACAAAUGGUUUCAACGCUUUGAAAAUGGAAAUGAGAGCUUAGAAGACGAAGAACACCGACGUCGUCCUCAAGUGGUAGACGACGAAUUACUGAAGAAGGCGAUCGAGUCUGAUCCGACACAAACUGCAAGAAAACUUGCCCUAGAGUUCGGAUGUUCGAAUUCGACAAUUGACGAGCACUUACAUACAAUCGGAAGACAAAUCGUUCCAAACGAGUGUAAAGCAGAGAAAAAUGAAGGAAAAGGGAAUGAAAAAAGAGUUGCCGAGCGAAGUAAUUCUAUUCCCAAACGACAAAAAUUGUCGGAACAAGCAUCCGCAAACGUCUCUUUGUCCUUCAAAACGCCGCAUUUCUCGGACUAUUCGGUUAGAAAUCUGUCCUCUGUUAGAAGGAAAGGCUGUUGA
Necator americanus (New World hookworm) is the source of this 639-nucleotide messenger RNA. RefSeq lists its product as uncharacterized. Gene Ontology annotation, cellular component: site of double-strand break; condensed chromosome; nucleus. The record is from RefSeq and is a predicted model, not a curated record. Gene Ontology annotation, biological process: mitotic DNA integrity checkpoint signaling; DNA integration; double-strand break repair via nonhomologous end joining. NCBI's taxonomy places the organism in Eukaryota, Metazoa, Nematoda, Chromadorea, Rhabditida, Ancylostomatidae. Bases 1 to 639 code for a protein of 212 amino acids. The transcript is spliced from 7 exons. Gene Ontology annotation, molecular function: single-stranded DNA endonuclease activity; DNA topoisomerase binding; single-stranded DNA binding.